UAAAUUUCACCUGAACCCGUAGAGGUUAGGCUAACUGACUUACACAGCCCUAGCCCAUUAACAGAACGGAGAAACCUCAAGCCGCCGCACCCUUUCCCUCUCUUCUCUCCACCAGCCACCUCCGACAGCGAACGCCACUAACAACGAGGUGUUUUGCAAGUCCUUCCCUUGCGGACUUGGAAUUUGAGUGAAGAUGGCAGGCAGAGGUCGGGGACGAGGAGGAUGGGGACGAGGACGAGGGGGUGGGGGUGGGUUUACAUUUGCAGCUCAAGUUCCAUUUGAUCCUUUUCCUGAGGAUGUUACUUUACCUGAAGUUAAAAUUGGUGAUAUUGAUGCUAGUACGAAAAAGCUGCUUAUUUGGAGUUAUAAGCUUCAGAAUUAUUGGAAAGCCUCCCCUUAUCAUCUGGAGGAGAGAACCUCGAAGAAGAGGCAAAGGAUGCACAUAGCUAGAUUUUCUGACAAGAAGGGAAAUGAUUUUACUCGUGACUCUCUGUCACAAGUUUUGAUGUUCAAGGAAUUUCCUCAGGAGUUGGUUCAAGGUGCAUCUAAGCAGACGUCAAGAAGAAAAAAGUUUCGAUGGAACCCGGAGUCAGGGAAUAAUAAACUUGAUUUCCUUGAACAACAAGAGGAAAAAAACAAGGGCAAGGAGGAUGUCGAUGAAAAUGAAAAGAAAGAUGGAGAAGAUGAAGAAGAUGAAAAUGCAGAAGAGGAGGACGAUGAUGAUAUCAGCGAGGAUGAUUAUCAUCAGAAUGAAUAUUUUGAUGACGAUGAAGAUGAUUAUAAUGAUGUAGAGGACGGGAAUGAUGAACCUAUCUAUUAGAUAUCUUUGGGGGAGAAUGAUCUUCUGCUCAUCCCGCAAUAGCUAUACAAGCAUAGACUAUUGCAUCUUUAAUAUGUUACAAGUUGGGAAUUCAAAUUACGUGUUAGCCUUAUUUAGCUUUUACUUUGUAAAUAUUUUAAAUUGUUCAAUUACAAACCGGUAUCUUUUUUGUAAAUGUUUAGUUUAAAUUUGUGUACCCCUUUACCAGAAAGAAAUUUUGUUUAUAGAAAACUUGAAAGAAAUAUAUUUAGAGGUGCGUUAUUUUUCAAU
Messenger RNA from Cajanus cajan (pigeon pea), 1090 nucleotides. RefSeq lists its product as uncharacterized. The record is from RefSeq and is a predicted model, not a curated record. Gene Ontology annotation, cellular component: RNA polymerase III complex. Gene Ontology annotation, biological process: transcription by RNA polymerase III. Lineage: Eukaryota; Viridiplantae; Streptophyta; Magnoliopsida; Fabales; Fabaceae.